Eruca vesicaria subsp. sativa (arugula) is the source of this 1892-nucleotide messenger RNA. The record is from the annotation of a GenBank genome assembly. Lineage: Eukaryota; Viridiplantae; Streptophyta; Magnoliopsida; Brassicales; Brassicaceae.
AUGCAGAAGAUUCUCUACAAGACCACCACCACUUGCUCCACGCCUCUCCUCUCCUCUCCUGCUACCCCUAUCGCCAUACCCAAUCUCCUCUCUCGAAGGCUUAAACCCUCCUCCAAAAACCCCAAACCUUUCUCCACUUCCCCUAUGACAACAACCACAUCCUCUGUUUCCACAAACGCCGCCGUUUUCUCCGGGCUUCUGCAGAGAACCCAUGUUCACAGGGCGGUAAAGGCGUCGCCUUUACGGUUCUCAACCUCUUACCGAUGCGCAAUCAGUACCAAGAGUCCAGCUUCGUCGAGAUUGUUCCACUCAGAGUCUAAUAACGGUUUGAGCUCUGUUAACGCUGUUGGAGACAGCUCUGACGGAGAAGAAGGAGAUGAAAAGCCAAUGAGAAUAAACCGUCGAAAUAGACGGAGCUCUAACGGAAGUUAUGACGGUAAUCCAGAUUUGCUGAAGAUACCUGGUGUGGGUUUAAGGAACCAGAGGAAGCUUGUUGAGAAGGGUAUUGGAGAUGUUGCAGAGCUCAAGAAGCUCUACAAAGAUAAGUUCUGGAAGGCAAGUGAUAAGAUGGUUGAUUAUCUCCGUAGCUCUGUUGGGAUUAUACACAGGAACCACGCGGAGAGUAUAACAACGUUUAUCAAAGAGAGUGUAGACGAUGAACUCAUCAAGGAGCCUAGUGUGAAUGGGAAGAAGCGUUUGACGUUUUGUGUUGAAGGGAAUAUCAGUGUGGGGAAAUCAACUUUCUUGCAGAGAAUAGCUAAUGAGACUAUUGAGUUGCGUGACCUUGUUGAGAUAGUUCCUGAGCCGGUUGAUAAGUGGCAAGAUGUUGGACCUGACCAUUUCAAUAUACUUGAUGCUUUCUACUCUGAGCCGCAGAGGUAUGCUUAUACUUUCCAGAACUAUGUGUUUGUCACGAGGCUGAUGCAGGAGAAGGAGUCUGCUUGUGGGGUUAAGCCAUUUAGGUUGAUGGAGAGGAGUGUGUUUAGUGAUAGAAUGGUGUUUGUGAGAGCUGUUCAUGAAGCUAAGUGGAUGAAUGAGAUGGAGAUAAGUAUCUAUGACUCUUGGUUUGAUCCUGUUGUUUCUGCUUUGCCUGGGCUUGUACCUGAUGGGUUUAUAUACUUGAGAGCGAGUCCUGAUACUUGUCAUAAGAGGAUGAUGUUGAGGAAACGAGCGGAAGAAGGUGGAGUGUCGUUGAAGUAUCUUCAGGAUUUGCAUGAGAAGCAUGAGAGCUGGCUGUUACCGUUUGAGAGUGGAAACCAUGGGGUGCUCUCUGUUAGUAAACCGUCUUUACAUAUGGAUAACUCUCUGCAUCCUGAUAUCAAAGACAGUGUGUUUUACUUGGAAGGAAACCAUAUGCAUUCUAGCAUCCAGAAGGUCCCUGCUUUGGUUUUGGACUGUGAACCAAAUAUUGACUUCAGCAAAGAUAUUGAAGCAAAGAGACAGUAUGCACGCCAGGUUGCUGAGUUCUUUGAGUUUGUGAAGAAGAGGCAAGAAACCACAGAACAUCAGUCUCCGUUGCUGAUGCCUCCUCAAAGUGGAGGUCUCUGGAUGGGACCAGAAGGCAAGCAUGUCCCCGGAUUAGAACUCCAGAAUCUGGAUUUCAGGAAGGCCAUGUCACUCUUAACCAGACCGUCUGCGUAGACGGGUCAAUGGACUCUGUUUUUGUUUACUCCAAGGAGUAUCGUCCUGUUAUGAAUGUCAAUAGGUAUGGUCGGCUUUUGUUUCGUUUGUUUUUUCCCUAUUAGAUGUAGAAACAUGGUGUGUUUGGUUAGUUUAUAACCCUUUCGUGUAGAGAAGAUUAAUGUCUGGAUACGUAUAUUAGAUGUUGUUUCUUGAAAUCUUUGUUGGUCUAAAACUUCAGUUUUCAGUUACUGUAUUGAUCGGUGCAAGUU